Molecule: messenger RNA, 3241 nt
Organism: Cydia strobilella
Lineage: Eukaryota; Metazoa; Arthropoda; Insecta; Lepidoptera; Tortricidae
Gene: Nup44A
Product: nucleoporin SEH1
Exons: 9
Coding region: 76-1212 (378 amino acids)
Biological process (GO): positive regulation of TORC1 signaling; cellular response to amino acid starvation
Cellular component (GO): nuclear pore outer ring; Seh1-associated complex
Molecular function (GO): structural molecule activity; protein binding
Source: RefSeq, a predicted model, not a curated record
AUGUGUUUUGUGGUGUAGAUGUAGACCGCCCGAAGCUGUGUAGUUUAAUUUAAUAUUUUUGGUGUUAAAAAGUUCAUGACCAUGGGAGAACUAACGCUCACCAAUUUGUUCGAGUCUCAAACUAUAUUCGCCGACCACAAGGACCUCAUCCACGAUGUGGCCUACGAUUUUUACGGGGAACGAAUGGCUACUUGCUCGAGCGACCAGUAUGUGAAGGUAUGGGACUCGGAUGGUCGCGACGGCUGGAAGAUGACUGCCAGCUGGAAGGCGCACCAUGGCUCUGUGUGGAAGGUCACCUGGGCGCACCCUGAGUUUGGGCAGGUUAUUGCUACAUGUUCAUUUGACCGCACCGCUGCUAUUUGGGAGGAAGUUGGUGACACCACAGCCCCUGGGUCAGAGAAAGGUCUCCGGACGUGGCUGAAGCGAUCCAAUCUAGUCGACUCCAGAACCUCCGUGACAGAUGUCAAGUUUGGACCAAAGCAUUUGGGCCUAUUACUAGUCACAUGCUCGGCUGAUGGCAUUAUUAGGAUAUACGAAGCCCCCGACGUGAUGAACCUGGCGCAGUGGACGCUGCAGCAUGAGAUCCCCACAAAGGUGUCCAUCAGCUGUCUCUCCUGGAAUCCCUCGCUGUCGAGAGUAAACCCACCAAUGAUAGCCGUAGGCAGCGAUGAGCCGAACACAGCCGCCGCUGCCGUCACCCCGGUCAAUGAUAAAGGCGUGGCUUGCAAUGGGAAAGUUUUCCUCUACGAAUACAGCGAAGCGUCUCGCCGCUGGACUCGAACCGACUGCCUCUCGUCAGUCCAAGAGCCUGUUAACGACAUCGCCUUCGCUCCCAACCUCGGCCGCUCAUUCCAUCUCCUCGCCGUGGCCACUAAAGACGUCAGGAUCAUCAAGAUAGAACCCAUCACAGAUUCGUCGACCUCCUCAAACGGUACAAGCGUGCGUUUCAAAACAGAAGUAAUGGCGGCGUUUGAGGAGCAUUACUCUUGCGUGUGGCGCGUCUCCUGGAACGUGACGGGCACCCUGCUGGCGUCCUCGGGUGACGACUGCAGUGUUCGCUUAUGGAAAAUGCAAUACCUGAACCAAUGGAAGUGCGUGGCCGUGUUCAAAAACGAGACUCUACCCGGCGACAGCCCGCCCCUCUCCAGACCACACACCACCUACAUGCGUAUGGCCACUAUGGCCAACCCGGGCCAUAUGCCCUUUCACUGACCCCACCCCACCUGGCCACAGAGUAGCACAAAGUGACCCCCGAGUGUGACCGCGGCCAGGAGUUAUGCGGCAGAACAGUGAUUAAUGGACAAGUUAUGCUAUGCUGGAUUUGUGGCGUGUUAUUUUUAUCUAGAGAGUCGUUAAUUAAUAACCUCCAUACAGGGUAAAAUUUUAACCACCGUUCAUACUCUGCGUAGUUACUUUAUAGGUCAUACUGAACAACUUUUAUUAUGAGACCAAUGCCGAAAUCGCGAAAAAAAAUUUGGCUGUUCCAUACAUUCCGGCUGAUGUGAUGCCGCUGAUUUAAAGAUAAGAUAAAAGACAUUUAUUCGUGACGAUCACAACACAAGUACGAACAUGUACAGACAACAACAGCAAGAAAAGAAGAGAUCAUCAAGUGUGCAUCACGAAAUGGACCCAACUCAGCAUAAUGCUAGCUAUAAAGCCAGCGCUGGUCUUCCGUAGGGCCCAUUCGGUGAUGCCACGACAGAUAACACACAAAGAUACAUAUUAAAACAUUACAAAGAUACACACAAAGAAUACCUAAUUAUAUACAAACAUAUUAACCAAACCAAAAAGAAAUACAUGAAGAGCACAAAGAAAAAUAAAAAAACAAGUAUACAAGAAAAAAAAAACAUUCAAGAAACAAACAAACAAAUCCAUAGACAAUUAAUAAUUAUGAAUGCGACCAUACCAUCUGUCAAAAACUGAUUUCUUUGGGACAGCCAAAAAUUUUUUCGCGAUUUCGUCAUUGGUCCCAUAAUAAAAGUUGCUCGGUAUGACCUAUAAAGUCACUACGUAGAGUAUGAACGGUGGUUAAAAUUUCAUUCUGUGUAAUCAUGCCAGUGUUUGUCAAAGGUGACGCUAUUAAAAACUGUCGCCUCACUGGUGUUUUUAAUUUCGAAACGUAAAGUUGGAUUUGCCUGACAGCUGUCACAGGCACAAAACAUAACUUAAUAAAAACAUAUACAGAUUUGAUUUAGUAGCGCCAUCUAGUGAGCUCAACGGAAAUUACAAGUAUAGACACGAGACGUAUGGAGUUUGUCAGUCUUUUACUUACUAGCCUCUGUUUUUAAUGUUAUUUUUUUAGGGUUCCGUACCCAAAGGGUAAAAACGGGACCCUAUUACUAAGACUCCGCUGUCCGUCUGUCCAUCUGUCACCAGCCUGUAUCUCGUGAACCGUGAUAGCUAGACAGUUGAAAUUUUCACAGAUGAUUUAUUUCUGUUGCCGCUUUAACAACAAACACUAAAAAGUACGGAACCCUCGGUGCGCAAGUCCGACUCGCACUUGGCCGCUUUUUUUUGUUUUGUAUGUGGGACGCGAACAAGUCAAACUCAUUGUUUAAAUCUUAUAAUUUAAUAGUUUUUUUUGGAAAUAUGCUCUUAUUAGUGAAAAGGGUUUUGCAAGAUACCCUUAUCUCAUAAAACAUGCAAUGGAAGUAUUGACAGUACAAUAUACAGGUUGGCUAAAAAAUAAGUGCAUUCCCGAUGCCAGGGAGGACGGAGGGAGGAUUAGACUUGUGUUGAUGUAAGGUACAGUCGAAGGCAAAAAUAUCGAUCCAGACAAAUGGCUCAAAAAUAUGUGAACACGACUAUAUUGUCUAAGGUGUAAGAGCGUACACAUAUUUUUGAAACUAUGGGAAUGUAUAUAUAUUUAUGCCCUUGACUGUACAUACGCUUUUUAGGUUAUCAGGGUUCCAAACCCCGUUCUUCAACUGAAGUAAGGAAACGCAUGCUUUGCGGGUAGUUAAAAAAAUUGUAAGACUAUAAGUAGUUGGUCAAGCAAAUCUUGUCAGUAAAUAGGAACAAAAAAACUAUACUCAUCCUUUUCUUUUGGAUGCUAGUACUAGCGUAAGGCAAAGAUAGUAUGAUUGUCUCUGUCUAUGUUUGAAAUGAGACAGUCCUUUGACAAACUAUAGCUACAAGCUCGACUUUAAAUAUUGUAAUGUUGCCAUUGUUGAAUUCUUUUUACAACUUUUUUAAGCAAUCUCUAAGAUUAAUAAAUUUGUAAUAAACACUUGUAUGAGAA